AUGCACUCACUUCUGUUGGCUCUCCCGACCGAGCUUCUCGUGGCAAUCUUUAGUCACUCCUCUUCGCUCAGUCAUGUUGCGAACCUGGCUGGAACCUGCAAACUUUUGAACAAGAUCUGGAAGGAGCACAUUUCAUAUAUCUUCAAUCAAGUUGCACCUACUACUAUUCCGUGUUAUGAAGAUUUACGAGUUCUUCUAGACAACCAGGGACAUUUGGCGAUGGGUGCGCAGGUUCUCAAUGUCUCUGACGUUGGUCGGCUUGUAACAACAUCCAACAAUGCCGACGAGCUAGUCACUUCGUUCCAUGACCGCGUAAGAGUAAACGCUCACUGGGACCCGCAGGUCUCUAGAGCUCUAUCAGUUUCGGAAGAAACCCGUUUCAUCAUGGCCCAUUAUAAGCUCUGGGGCUUGAUGCUGCUUGAUGACGCUCAGCAGCAGAAGAUUAUCGGAAGCAUGAAUCUCGAGCAAAGUUGUUUACUGGCAGACUUCCUGUGUGUCUUUGAUCCUUGGAAGAUUCAAGAUCCUAAAGUCCAGCGAGUUUUGCAGCACAACCCCGCAGCUCAUCGCUUAUUGCAGCAAAAGAUUCGGCGGCAGCGAAAUAAGGACUUUCUUGAUCAGCACGGCCGUGCCUACCGGCCGAUGGAUUUUACGCCUUACGAGCGGAAUGGGCGGUACGCAUGGUGGUGUGACAUACAGCAGGAUAUAUUCAGAAAGAUGUUGACGGGAACCUUGUUUCGAACACAUCAUGAUAAUGCGGAAGAAUACGAAGAGGAGGACGGGUCAUGGCGAUGA
Penicillium brasilianum is the source of this 792-nucleotide messenger RNA. The record is from the annotation of a GenBank genome assembly. Lineage: Eukaryota; Fungi; Ascomycota; Eurotiomycetes; Eurotiales; Aspergillaceae.